Molecule: messenger RNA, 5702 nt
Organism: Pteropus alecto (black flying fox)
Lineage: Eukaryota; Metazoa; Chordata; Mammalia; Chiroptera; Pteropodidae
Gene: SREK1
Product: splicing regulatory glutamic acid and lysine rich protein 1
Exons: 13
Coding region: 626-2170 (514 amino acids)
Cellular component (GO): nucleoplasm
Molecular function (GO): RNA binding
Source: RefSeq, a predicted model, not a curated record
CAGAGGAGUUGGGAAAUGGGCGGCUAGACCUGCCCGCCGCCUUGCAUUCGCCAGCAGGAGCGCGCUCGCGGCCGCGCGCUCUCCGCUUUCCCGGCUCCGUCGCUGACGCGUCGUAGACGUUGGGAAGUGGGAGGGAGCGGCAGCCGGACCGGGAUGAACAGCGGCGGCGGCUUCGGUUUGGGUUUAGGCUUCGGCCUCACCCCUACGGCGGUGAUUCAGGUGACGAAUCUGUCGUCGGCGGUGACCAGUGAGCAGAUGCGGACUCUUUUUUCCUUCCUAGGAGAAAUCGAGGAGCUGCGGCUCUACCCCCCGGACAACGCACCUCUUGCUUUUUCUUCCAAAGUAUGUUAUGUUAAGUUUCGUGACCCAUCAAGUGUUGGCGUGGCCCAGCAUCUAACUAACACGGUUUUUAUUGACAGAGCUCUGAUAGUUGUCCCUUGUGCAGAAGUGAUGCAGCCAACACGAACGGUUGUCAUGUGUAACACAACUUUCGAUCACCGCGAAAACACCGUCCUGGGAAAGCGUCCAUGCUUGAUAUCGUUUGGUUCAUGAACAUUAAGUUUCCAGUACAGGUAAAAUCCCAGAGGAAUCCAAAGCCCUCUCUUUAUUGGCUCCUGCUCCAACCAUGACAAGUCUGAUGCCUGGUGCAGGCUUGCUUCCCAUACCGACCCCAAAUCCCUUGACUACACUGGGUGUUUCCCUUAGCAGUUUGGGAGCCAUACCAGCAGCAGCACUAGACCCCAACAUUGCAACACUUGGAGAGAUACCACAGCCACCACUUAUGGGAAAUGUGGAUCCUUCCAAAAUUGAUGAAAUUAGGAGAACAGUCUAUGUUGGCAAUUUGAAUUCCCAGACAACGACAGCUGAUCAACUACUUGAAUUUUUUAAACAAGUUGGAGAAGUGAAGUUUGUGCGGAUGGCAGGUGAUGAGACUCAGCCAACUCGGUUUGCUUUUGUGGAAUUUGCAGACCAAAAUUCUGUACCAAGGGCCCUUGCUUUUAAUGGAGUUAUGUUUGGAGACAGGCCACUGAAAAUAAAUCACUCCAACAAUGCAAUAGUAAAACCCCCUGAGAUGACACCUCAGGCUGCAGCUAAGGAGUUAGAAGAAGUAAUGAAGCGAGUACGAGAGGCUCAGUCAUUUAUCUCAGCAGCUAUUGAACCAGAGUCUGGAAAGAGCAGUGAAAGAAAAGGCGGUCGAUCUCGUUCCCAUACUCGUUCAAAAUCCAGGUCUAGCUCAAAAUCCCAUUCUAGAAGGAAAAGAUCACAAUCAAAACACAGGAGUAGAUCCCAUAAUAGAUCACGCUCAAGACAAAAAGAUAGACGUAGAUCUAAGAGCCCACAUAAAAAACGCUCUAAAUCAAGGGACAGACGGAAAUCAAGGAGUCGUUCACAUUCACGGGACAAGCGAAAAGACACUCGAGAAAAGAUCAAGGAAAAGGAAAGAGCGAAAGAAAAAGAUAGAGAAAAGGAAAGGGAAAAAGAGAGAGACAGAGAAAAGGAACGUGAAAAAGAAAAGGAACGGGGUAAAAACAAAGAUAAAGACCGGGAUAAAGAACGGGAAAAGGACCGUGAUAAAGACAAGGACAAGGACAGAGAAAGAGAGCGGGAAAAAGAACAUGAAAAAGAAAGAGACAAAGAGAAGGAAAAGGAACAGGAUAAAGAAAAGGAACGAGAAAAGGAGAGAUCCAAAGAGAUAGAUGAGAAAAGAAAGAAGGAUAAAAAAUCCAGAACACCACCCAGAAGUUACAAUGCAUCAAGAAGAUCUCGUAGUUCCAGCAGGGAAAGGCGUAGGAGGAGGAGCAGGAGUUCUUCCAGAUCUCCAAGAACAUCAAAAACCAUAAAAAGGAAAUCUUCUAGGUCUCCAUCCCCUAGGAGCAGAAACAAGAAGGAUAAAAAGAGAGAAAAAGAAAAGGACCAUAUCAGUGAAAGAAGAGAUAGAGAACGGUCAACCUCUACAAGAAAGAAUUCUAAUGACAGAGAUGGGAAGGAAAAAUUGGAGAAGAAUAAUACUUCACUUAAAGAGAAGGAGCACAGUAAAGAACCAGAAUCAAGUGUGGGCAAAGAAGUAGAUGACAAGGAUGCACCAAGGACUGAGGAAAACAAAGUACAGCAAAAUGGGAAUUGUCAGCCAAAUGAAGAAAACCUUUCUACCAAAACGGAAGCAGUAUAGGACCGACAAAUGCACCUUUAAACACACGCUGGAAUAAUAUCCAAAGCUUUUAAUUCUUUUAACAAGAUGUUAAACAGUGAAGAAAUCCAGUUGAACAUAAAGAUAUGAGCUAACAGCUUUUCUAGUUGUUAGGUGACUUUGUGGCCAUCUUGUUACUGAGUAAGAAAAUAAAGCAUGGACAUCAUGAAAAUAACAGAUGUUACCCAAACUCAUCCUCUAAAAUCUGUGCAUUUCCAUGGUGGCUGACACACUUGUCAUGUGGUUUGUUAGUGUUUGCCAAGAAACAUUACAAAUAAAUGGGACAUCAAAGAUCCAAAUUUGUUCUGUCCAUAAAGACUGGAGAUGAUAAGCAUUGGAGGCUCUUUUGAAAAGUGCUAGUUACUGAAUUUUGUAUUGUUUUACUUUUUUAAAAAAUUUCAAUAUAUACAGAUUGAUGAUGUGCUUGAAAUCGGUGCAAAUAUAUACCCAUCCUUGUAAGUACAAAUAUGUAAGAAGUUUUAACAUUUACUUCACAAGAUUUAUAGUGAUUGUGUUAAAUUCUCACUAUUGUGUUUUCUUUUUCUCACUGUUUAGGACAGCAGUUUUCUUUAAAAUAGUUUUACAGAUUAAAAUUGCUUAAAUAAGUGGAUUAAAAAACAACUGACGAUGCAUGCUACUACUGUUCUUUCAAAAGGAAGAGCAACUGUGUUGAAUACUAAUAAUAAUGUAUUAGUAUUCAGUGUUUAGAAUUAUUGGGUUUCCCCACAAAUAAGCACUUCUUUUUUAACUUUCUUGACAUUUCCAAGCUUAUUAUGAAUAAUAUUGCAGUGUGUGUUGUCAGCUGUAGGUGGCAAAGGUGUCAUUAUAAAAAGAAAACUGGGUUUUCAGAGUGGGCUAUGGGAGCACAAGCUGAAGCUUUAGUGCCUUCUACAAUGUGGUAUACUGUUUUCUAGAAUUUUAUAUGUGCUAAUCAUUCUCAGUUCAUAUGGAAUUUAGAUGGAUAUUCCAUUCACUCCCAUAAAGAAGUAUGCAAGUAAUAUGUCAGAAGAGCUUCUUACUUAGUUCACCUAAUGCGAGAAGGAAGUCCUGUUUUCAAGAAUGAUUUUAGAGCUUAAAACAACAGUACAGUUUUGGGACCAUCAGCUUUAUACUGUGAUAACUGAAAAUGAAGCAUGUUCUUAAUUUACUUAAAUUGAAGCAAACCCUUUAGUUGUCUUCAUUAGAUCCCCUUAAUUAUUACCUCUCAAUCAUAUUCUCAUAAAUAAUGAUGUGCAGAAAUUAAAAGAGAAUACAUGAGGUGGUUUUAUGUUUAAGAAUAUGUUUAAAAUACAAGUCAUCCAUCAUUCUUUGGUUCACUUUUUGCAGAAAGUAUGCAGGUAGUAAAAUGAUAACAAUAUUUCCCCCCAAAACCAUAACUCAUGGUUUCGGAACUCUUCAUUAUUGUUAUAUUUCAAAAAAAGUUAUACUUUUUAAUUAGCAUGUUAUUGAAAAAUCAAGUAUAAUUAUUUUAAUGCAGUCUAAUACAAUCAAAUUACUCAGUUGCCUUACCUCAUGGGAAGAGUUAUGUAUAGAUUUAAAAAGCCGAGUAGCACAGCAGUUACUUGGUUUCGACUUGAGUUUUCUUUUAAUAUUAAUACUAUUGAAACUUAAGUAUUUGGUGGAGAAUGGAAAGAAUUGCCCUUAUUGCAAGUAAUGAAGCCUGGUUUGAUUAUGAAGCUGCUUAAUUCAUGUGUCCAGAAUUACUGUGGUAUUUUUUUCCUUUUUAGUCACUGUACAUUAAAAUUUUUGAAAAUGCUUUACUAUGUAAAGUAUAGAUGGUCAUUUUAAUCAUUCAACCACAUACGGUUGGCUGGUAAAGAGCUUAUUCUGAUUACAAGAAUGCUUGGUGCAUAUGGAAAGAUCGUGAAGGAGUGUGUGUCUUGCAUCAAUAGCUGUCUUAUUUAUGAUAUGUAAGUAGAAUAGAGCAAAUGUUUGAAUCUUUGUUAUUUUUAGUACCAUUUCUCUAAUAAAGCUAAGUAUUUUAGAGGAAAGUAUUUGUUUAUGCAUUUCAAAACAGCAUCUUAGUUUUAUCCUGUUCUUUUAUUUGCCAUAGAAAUUGUUUUGACUGAGUGCAUGUUUGUGUGGUGUCUACAAAACAGUCACUUAACAGUUUGUUUUCUUGUACUCUGGACUCUUAAUGUUUCUUAUGUUGUAAUUAACAUAUAAUUUGAGUCCUGCUGCUAAUUAUUUUUCUUGCUGAUUAUAUUUAUUCAGCUUUAAAAUAAUGAGACACUCAUUAUUUUGUAAAAGUUGGGUAUGAGUAGAAGUACAAGAGAUCUGGAGAAAGUUGAAAUCAUUUUCUUAAACAGGCUAUGGAAGCAAAGCUUUCUAGGGUCUAGAAAUAUUGGGGGGUGGUGUGUGUGUGAGUGAGACACAUUUUCUUUUAGUUCACUUAUAAACUGACAUGUUUCCAUUUGUUUAUUAUUUUCUUUGAAGGAAUUUUUUUUCUGUAAGACCUUUUUUUCAUCCCAGGUAGUUGUCAGAAAAACUUGAGGUAAGGCCAAAAAGAUGCCCAUUUUAUUCUUGAUACUUUCUGUAAUUAUCUUUUUUAGCUUCAUCAUACAGAGAGUACACUCUGUUUCUUAAAUUGUAAUUGCUCUUCAUUCCAGACAAAUUAUUUUGGUCCUGUUGUUCUUGUUUUUAGCAAUGCACACUGAACUGGUAAUAGAAGAUGGACCUUCAUAAAAUAGCCAGUUUCAUUUGAGAAAACAAGUAUACAUCCUUAUUUUUGCAGCCGUCUCCUUAGUUAUUAUUUUCUAUCUAAUCUGACUUACAAUUGCAAACACCAGUCAGCUUGUGAUUUUCUACUUAGAAUUUUUUUCAAGAGGUUCAACGUAUGCUAUGUUUAUCUUUAUAAGUGUCCGAGGCUUAAAUUUUGACAUGCUCAGUUAAAAAUAAAAAUUGGCAUUUAGAUUCAAUGGUUUUGUCAAGAAAGUAGUUUCUUGUGAUAGUCAUUUUCAGGACCCCCGUUCUUAUAUACAUAUGUAUAGAUAGACAUAUAUAUGUAUGUAUGUAUGUUGGUAUCUUAAAACCUAAAAAAAAAAUGACAAUUGAAAUCUUUCAACUGAAGUUAGUAUUCAGAUUUAAAGAUUAUAAUGUAGAGUAAUAGACUUUUUAAAGUUAAAAAAAAAUUAGAAAUAAUAUGAUUUGAUUUAAAUCUUAAGCAGUUGAAUUAGCAAUCAAAAUGAAUCCUUUUGAAGGAAUGCAUUGAAUAACAAUGUUUCAAUGAGUCAUUUAUGUUUUCACUAAAAGGUAGUAUCUGAAUUUAACUGGGCAGGUUAUGAAGUAGAGCCAUUUCAAUAAAUAAUUAUGUUCCUUAUGUGUUGAAAUAUAUACGUAUUUUAAAUUUUCGCUAAUUAGCAUUUUCUCAUGUUUAGUUACUAAUUCAUUUAAAAUUGAAUUGUUUUCAAAUUUCAAAAGUUAGUGCUCUUAAAAGGGCUAAAUUUUUGGAAGCAGGAGUCCAGUAUAAAUGUAACAAGUAAUCUUUUCAAAUAAAAUUGACUUCCCUACUUAA